Molecule: messenger RNA, 108 nt
Organism: Prosopis cineraria
Lineage: Eukaryota; Viridiplantae; Streptophyta; Magnoliopsida; Fabales; Fabaceae
Exons: 2
Coding region: 1-108 (35 amino acids)
Source: RefSeq, a predicted model, not a curated record
AUGCUCUCAGGGCUUUACCCCAAAGGGAGCCCUUCCAGAAAUUCUCAAGGGCCUAAGCCAAACCCAGGCCCAAGAGGGGGUUUGGAAAUAGUUUUCAACCAGCAAUAG